Messenger RNA from Funneliformis caledonium, 1434 nucleotides. NCBI's taxonomy places the organism in Eukaryota, Fungi, Glomeromycota, Glomeromycetes, Glomerales, Glomeraceae. The record is from the annotation of a GenBank genome assembly.
AUGUCUCGUAGUUCUUUUCAAGAAAUCUUACCUUUUGUAAUUGAUAAUGAAGAAUUCGAAGAGUCUAUAUCUCUUCAAGUGACUUCUCAUGGGUCAAACCUUGAGAAUUAUUCGCCUGAAGAGGAAACUGACGAACGUUCAAAUUCUGGUGAUUUGGCUCCCUUGUUAUCUAACGCUUCUCGUGAGUUUGACUCAACAACUCCGGGAGAGUCAAACAGCGUAUUAGUUUUAGAUAAUGGUGAUACUUUAAGAAUGCCAAAAGAUGGUGGCUCCUUCUUUGAAAGUUUUUUAAAUAUGGCAAAUAGUAUCAUAGGAGCUGGUUUGCCAUUUUCUUUUCGUGAGUCCGGCAUAUUUGCUGGUAUCAUUCUUUUGUUAGGACUCACGUACCUUGUAGAUUGGACGAUACGACUUUUAGUUUAUAACGCUAAAUUAUCGGGACGAAAUUCUUACCAAGAAGUUAUGCAAUUUUGCUUUGGAAAGAGUGGACUGAUAAUAAUUUCCGCGUUUCAAUUAUUGUUUGCUUUUGGAGGCGAUACGCUUCCUCAUGUCAUUACAUCACUAUUCCCUAAUAUAUCAAACAUUCCGGUCCUUAAUCUUUUUACGGAUCGUUAUUUUGUUAUCAUCUUCUGUACCAUUUUCAUAUCAUAUCCGUUAUCACUUUAUCGAGACAUUUCAAAGCUGGCUAAAGCAAGUGGGUUAGCUUUAAUAUCAAUGGUCAUUAUUGUAGUGGCCGUUGUAAUAGAGGCCCCUCGUGUUGAUCCACGAUACAAGGGCGGUGAUAAGGGAACUUGGGACUUUGUACAUCCAGAAAUGUUUCAGGCAAUUGGCGUAAUUAGCUUUGCUUUCGUUUGUCAUCACAACAGCCUAUUGAUCUUUGAUUCGCUGCGUAAACCCACGCUGAAACGAUUUGCUGCAGUUACUCAUUUAUCCACGGGAAUAUCAAUGCUAGCAUGUUUAUUGGUAGCUAUAGUUGGAUAUUUGGCGUUUACCGACAAAACAGAAGGAAAUAUUUUGAAUAAUUUUCCAGAAGAUAAUGUUAUUAUAAAUAUAGCAAGGUUCUGUUUUGGAUUCAAUAUGUUUACAACUUUACCAUUGGAAGCCUUUGUUUGUAGAGAGUCGAUUGAAAUCUAUUAUUUUCCAAAUGCAUCAUUUUCAUUGAAACGUCACGUGAUCUUAACCACGAUAUUUGUUAUGGGCGCAAUGAUGGUGUCAUUAUUGACCAACGAUUUGGGUAUUGUAUUAGAGUUGACAGGUGGGUGUUCGGCAACAGCUUUAGCUUAUAUUUUACCCCCCGCAUGUUACCUUAAACUAUCAUCCGGAAAUUGGUGGAGUAGAAAAAAGUUACCAGCGGUAAUAUGUGUUGGAUUUGGGAUUGCAGUGAUGAUAUUGAGUACCGUUUUAACCCUCAAUAAAAUGAUAGAAACGAAAAUAUAA